AUGUCAGACCUGGACAUACAGAUAAAGCAGCUGAAGAGGUGCGAGCCAUUGAAGGAAUCAGAAGUCAAGGCUCUUUGUAUCAAGGCCAUGGAAAUUCUUGUUGAAGAGAGCAACGUUCAAAGGGUUGACGCACCAGUUACUGUUUAUGGAUUCUAUGAUGAGUGCCUACGGAAGUAUGGUUCUGUGAAUGUCUGGAGAUACUGCACAGAUAUAUUUGAUUACUUAAGUUUGUUGGCUCUCAUUGAAAACAAGAUAUUUUCUGUUCAUGGUGGUCUCUCUCCUGCCAUUUCCACAUUGGACCAGAUCCGAACAAUUGAUCGGAAGCAAGAAGUACCCCAUGAUGGUGCCAUGUGUGACCUCUUGUGGUCAGAUCCAGAAUAUAUUGUUGAUGGCUGGGGGUUGAGUCCUCGUGGUGCUGGUUUCCUAUUUGGUGGCAGUGUUGUCACAUCUUUUAACCACUCAAAUAACAUUGACUAUAUAUGUCGUGUCCAUCAGUUGGUGAUGGAAGGAUAUAAAUGGAUGUUCAACAACCAAAUAGUUACUGUUUGGUCGGCUCCAAAUUAUUGUUACAGAUGUGGGAAUGUAGCGGCAAUUCUUGAGUUGGAUGAGAAUCUUCAUCAGCAAUUUCGUGUAUUUGAAGCGGCUCCACAGGAAUCAAGAGGGGCCCCUGCCAAAAAACCGCCACCAGAUUACUUUUUAUGA
Ilex paraguariensis (yerba mate) is the source of this 702-nucleotide messenger RNA. The record is from the annotation of a GenBank genome assembly. NCBI's taxonomy places the organism in Eukaryota, Viridiplantae, Streptophyta, Magnoliopsida, Aquifoliales, Aquifoliaceae.